AUGGAUGUUAUUGAACGUGCCCGUCUUACUGAUACUAAAACUGUUGAUACUCCUCUUGAGUCUAACGCUCGAUAUUCCUCAUCUGAAGUUAUACCAUUGACUGAUCCUACUUUGUAUCGCAAUAUUGUUGGAUGUCUCGUUUAUCUUACCAUCACACAUCCUAACGUUGCUUAUGUUGUUCACAUUGUUAGUCAGUUUGUCUUAGCUCCUACUACAGUUCAUUGGGAAGCAGUUAUUCGUAUUUUGCGUUAUCUUCAUGGUACAUGCUUUCAAAAUCUUUUGUUCCCAUCGACCUCUGUCUUAGUGCUCCGUGCCUACUCUGAUGCUGAUUGGGCCAGCGACCCCAUUGAUAGCAAGUCUACUACUGAUUUUUGUAUAUUUUUGGGUGAUUUUCUUAUCUAUUGGAAAAGUAAAAAGCAGAUUGUUGUUUUUCGUUCCUUUACAGAUGCAGAAUAUCAAGCUAUGACAUCUAUUAUCACUGAGAUUGUGUGGUUACGAUGGUUACUUGGAGACAUGAGUGUUCCUCAUUUCUCCCUUCAUUCAACUUCUUCUCUUCUCUCUUGUUCUCUUUGA
This is a messenger RNA of Olea europaea var. sylvestris, 573 nucleotides long. RefSeq lists its product as uncharacterized. Lineage: Eukaryota; Viridiplantae; Streptophyta; Magnoliopsida; Lamiales; Oleaceae. Bases 1 to 573 code for a protein of 190 amino acids. The record is from RefSeq and is a predicted model, not a curated record. The transcript has a single exon.